This is a messenger RNA of Musa acuminata AAA Group (dessert banana), 896 nucleotides long. Its product is annotated as NDR1/HIN1-like protein 1. The record is from RefSeq and is a predicted model, not a curated record. The transcript has a single exon. The coding region runs from base 67 to 711 and encodes 214 amino acids. Gene Ontology annotation, cellular component: plasmodesma; plasma membrane. NCBI's taxonomy places the organism in Eukaryota, Viridiplantae, Streptophyta, Magnoliopsida, Zingiberales, Musaceae. Gene Ontology annotation, biological process: defense response to other organism.
UCCUCUUCCUCUGGUCCUACUGCUUCCGGUCUCCAUCGUCUACCUCUUUCUCCUUCUCUUACUCUUAUGGGGAAAGACUGCGACCACCACCACCACAGUAGCUGCUGCGGGUGCAGCGUGUGCUCCGACCACUCAACGCUCCUCACCAUUGCGUGGGUCGUCGGGGCCUUCGUCCUUGUCGUCCUCCUCAUCGUCUUCAUCACAUGGCUCGUCCUCCGCCCCACCAAGCCCAUCUUCUACCUCAAGGACGCCACCGUCUACCAGUUCAACCUUUCCCUCUCCGACAACAUCCUCUCCACCGUUCUCCAGGCCACUGUCUCCUCUCACAACCCCAACAGCCGCAUCGGCGUUUCCUACGACCGCGCCAGCGUCUACGUCACCUACCAGAACCAGCAGAUCACCCUCCCCACCUCCAUCCCUCCCCUCUACCAGGGCCACCACGACAUCAACGUGUGGUCGCCCUACCUGUACGGCGCCUCCGUGCCGGUGGCGCCGUCCAUCUGCGGAUCCCUGCAGCAGGACGAGGCGGCCGGCUACCUGCUGCUCUACCUGAAGAUCGACGGCAUGGUGCGAUGGAAGGUGGGGACGUGGACCUCCGGCCAUUACCACCUCGAGGUCACCUGCCCGGCCUUCUUCUCCUUCGACAGCACGAGCAACGGCGUGGCGGUCGUCCGGUUCCAGCGCAUGUCUCCGUGCAGCGUCAGCGUCUAACGGCUCCGUUUGUAGUAGGUUUUCUUGUUUGUUUCUUGACGCCGUUCGUCACGGCAUGGUUAACAUUGAGAUUGGAGAAGAAGAUGAUCCAACUGAUGCUUGUUGUUGCUUUCAUCAUGUAAUAGUACAGGUGGAUGUUGUAAAUCUAUACCUGUUUACUACUUAUCGAUCUGCUUUCCACAAUU